AUAGGUACUCAUUUUUCAUUUUUGUUUAGGAAAGAGAGAAAAAAGGCUUUAGCAUUGGACGUGUCCCUUCCUUUCAUUCAGGCGCCCUCUUCUGAAACCCAUCUCUCUUUUUUUCUCUUUCUCUCUCCUCCUCCCUCGUUCUUCUUCAUCUCCGUGGGCUUCGAUUUCGAGGCCUCGAAAUUCCAUCAUUCUUCAUCUUUUUUUGAUCUUUCUCUGUAAUCCGCUGUUUUCGAUUCUGUAUUGUUUAUAGAUCUGUCGAUUGUUGUUUUCGCGAAUUGCUUUUUCGUUGAGCUGCGCGGAACUGAAUCUUGAUUCAAUAUUUCGGAUUUUAGGGUUUGAAUGCUCUUGAAUCAAUCGCCGAUUUGUUGUGGUUAUAGUCGAAAUUGCGAAGAGAUUUGUGGCUCCUCGCUAUUGUUGCUGUUGAUUGUUUAGGGUUUGGCGGAUUCCAUCGUUUUUGCAUGUUGUUACGCGGUUUUGUUGAGAAAUAUUUGGUAAUUUUGUGAAUGGAGAUGGAUUUUAAUGGAGAUUUGGUUGCCCUCGACGCUGAGCUCCUGCAGUUGCCCGAGGUUUCGCCUUUGGCUCUUAAAUCAAACCCGUAUAUUGCGCAAGACCUUUUUGAGCAGUGGCUUUCGCUCCCCGAAACCAAUCGCCUGGUGAAAUCACUAGUCAAUGACGCAAAGGCUGGGAAUCCUUUAAAUGUCGCCGGAAAUGCUUCUAGUACAAAUGCUGCUGCUAGCAAUUCAAUACCAUCCAUGUUCCCUGCUGGGAGUGCACCUCCACUCUCACCGAGAAGCUCAUCAGGUUCACCUCGUGUUAUGAAACAGAGGGCAGGUCCUUCUUCCUUAGGAAGCCCUCUUAAAGUAUUGAGUGAGCCAGUGAAAGAGCUGAUACCGCCGUUCUAUUUCCAGAAUGGCCGUCCAGCACCUAAGGAACUAAAGGAGAGAUGUUUGUUUAGAAUAAAUCAGUUUUUUUAUGGUCAUACAGAGGGCUUGCCAAUGAAUGAGUUCAAAGCUGUUACAAAGGAAAUAUGUAAGCUGCCAUCCUUCUUCUCUACCGUCCUUUUCCAAAAGAUUGAUGUCAACGGUACAGGAUUUGUCACCAGGGAUGCUUUUGUUGGUUAUUGGGUCAACGGUAACUUGUUGACCAUGGACAUAGCUACCCAAAUAUAUAUUAUCAUGAAGCAACCAGACAGCAAAUUUUUGACACAGGAUGACUUCAAGCCUGUUCUUCGAGAACUUUUGUCAACUCAUCCAGGAUUGGAAUUCUUGCAGAGUACGCCAGAGUUUCAGGAGAGAUAUGCGGAAACUGUAAUAUACAGAAUUUUUUACUACAUUAACAGAGCGGGAAAUGGUCAGCUAACCCUCAGGGAGCUGAAGCGUGGAAAUUUAGUUGCUGCUAUGCAACAAGCUGAUGAAGAAGAGGACAUCAACAAAGUUCUGAGGUAUUUCUCCUAUGAGCACUUCUAUGUGAUAUAUUGCAAGUUUUGGGAGUUGGACACAGAUCACGAUUUCUUCAUUGAUAAAGAGAACCUUAUAAGAUAUGGGAACCAUGCACUUACUUACAGGAUUGUUGAUAGAAUAUUUUCACAGGUUCCCAGAAAGUUCACCAGUACUGUUGAGGGCAAGAUGGGAUAUGAAGAUUUUGUUUACUUCAUAUUGGCGGAAGAAGAUAAAUCAUCAGAACCCAGUCUUGAAUAUUGGUUCAAAUGCAUAGAUCUGGAUGGAAAUGGCAUUAUCACCAGGAACGAAAUGCAAUUCUUUUAUGAGGAGCAGUUGCAUCGAAUGGAGUGCAUGGCUCAAGAACCUGUGCUUUUUGAAGAUAUAUUAUGUCAGAUCAUUGAUAUGAUUGGACCUGAGAAUGAGAGUUACUUCACCAUCCGUGAUCUGAAAGGAAGUAAACUUUCAGGAAGCGUGUUUAAUAUCCUCUUUAAUCUAAACAAGUUUAUGGCCUUUGAAACUCGUGAUCCGUUCCUUAUUCGCCAGGAGAGGGAAAAUCCAACCUUGACCGACUGGGAUCGGUUUGCACAUAGAGAGUAUAUAAGACUUUCGAUGGAAGAAGAUGUUGAAGAUGCUUCUAAUGGAAGUGCAGAAGUUUGGGAUGAAUCUCUCGAGGCUCCCUUUUGAGUUAGAUAUGUUGCUUCACCUCAAGAUGCGAGUUCUUUCAUAAAGCAGGCCAUCGGAUGGAACAUUGUCAAUUUAAUGGAGUUGGGCGGCCUAGUUGACGACACACAUCUUCAUCAGAUACAGAUGCUUUAGCCGGGGCUAAUUGAUGUAUACCUUAAUAUAAGACGCCUUGAAGAUUUUUUAUCAGAUAACAAGCAGUGCUUAGUUUGUCGGCUCCACAUCGGAUUCCGCUGGCCUCCUUGGAGAAGAGGAGCGGUCAUUUGCUGACAGGUGAUUUAGUUGAAACCAGGAAAUGGUAGUUUUAGAACAUUUGGCAAUUCUUUUGGGUCUUCGCUGUAAGAUGUCGUUUGGUCUUGUCUUUUUUUCUUUUUUAACCUUUUUCUCAUCUAUUCUUUCAAUUAAAAAUUUUAUGUACUCGCGUCUUUUAAGGAGGUUAUUUAUGUAUUAAAGAAGUCCCUUGUUAUUGAAAAUGGCUGGGUUUCUUGAUA
Spinacia oleracea (spinach) is the source of this 2611-nucleotide messenger RNA. Its product is annotated as serine/threonine protein phosphatase 2A regulatory subunit B''beta. The record is from RefSeq and is a predicted model, not a curated record. Gene Ontology annotation, molecular function: protein phosphatase regulator activity; calcium ion binding. Lineage: Eukaryota; Viridiplantae; Streptophyta; Magnoliopsida; Caryophyllales; Amaranthaceae. The transcript is spliced from 13 exons. Gene Ontology annotation, cellular component: protein phosphatase type 2A complex. Gene Ontology annotation, biological process: protein dephosphorylation. The coding region runs from base 504 to 2123 and encodes 539 amino acids.